Molecule: messenger RNA, 2221 nt
Organism: Zeugodacus cucurbitae (melon fly)
Lineage: Eukaryota; Metazoa; Arthropoda; Insecta; Diptera; Tephritidae
Product: arylsulfatase B
Exons: 7
Coding region: 314-2134 (606 amino acids)
Source: RefSeq, a predicted model, not a curated record
UGUGUUUACUGUUGAUUAAAUUAAAAUGCUGGACAAGCAAUUUAGUUAGUUAACCGCGCUCAGCGUAACGAAACGGUUUGAAUUUGUGCUAUACGACACGACGGACAGUUCAAUUGCUCGGUAGUGGUUGAAAGCAGUACUUGAACGGGUGUUUGAGAUAAACUCAAUAGAAGUGACAUGAUUUGAGCUUCGCGCGAAAACUAUAAAUAAAACUGAAGAUCUCUUACCGACAGCUGUGUUUAGUCUAACCUCUAAUCGAUACAAUUAAAUUGUUUAGCAACUCGGAUAUUAAGCGGAUAAUCUAUACCUCAACAUGCAUAAAAUUAUGUGGGAUUUCCACCAAGCAUUCGCAAUUAUAUUGUUAUGCUACAAUGUGCUGACGGCAGCACAAAGUAAUGAUAAACCCAAUAUAGUAAUUAUAUUGGCUGAUGAUCUGGGUGUUGAUGAUGUCAGUUUUCGUGGCUCCAAUCAAUUUCUAACACCCAACAUCGAUGCUUUGGCUUAUAGUGGUGUCAUUUUGAAAAAUCUCUACACACCAUCAAUGUGUACGCCCUCACGAUCGGCGCUAUUAACGGGAAAAUAUCCAAUACAUACAGGUAUGCAACACUAUGUCAUACCGAACGAUCAACCAUGGGGUCUACCACUAAACGAGACGACAAUGGCGGAGAUCUUCAAACAGCACGGUUACUACACGAGCAUUAUUGGCAAAUGGCAUCAGGGUAUGUCACGUAAGGCAUACACGCCCACAAAACGCGGCUUCGAUCAUCACUUCGGCUACUUGGGCUCCAACAUAGAUUACUACGAACAUACGCUGGAUGCUACGGCUAAAAAUUUAUCACUCGGUCACGAUUUUCGUGACAACUUGGCUGUGUCGCGCGAAUAUAUCGGCACCUAUGUCACAGAUCUACUCACCGAUGCGGCGACCAAUCUGAUAAGCAAACACGAUGCCACCAAACAACCGUUGUUUUUGCUGCUAUCUCAACUAGCACCACAUGCUGGCACCGAUGAGAUACCAUUACAGGCACCUGCCGAGGAAGUUGCGAAAUUUUCAUACAUUAAAGAUGAGAACAAACGAAUGUAUGCGGCUAUGGUGUCGAAGCUUGAUCAAAGUGUGGGUUCCGUAAUAGAUGCGCUUGCAAAUAAAGGUAUACUCAACAAUACCAUUCUGCUAUUUUUAUCCGACAACGGUGGACCAACAGUGGGGCUGCUGGCCACUACAGCCUCCAAUUAUCCACUCAGAGGUCAAAAGAACUCGCCUUGGGAGGGUGGCAUACGUUCGUCGGGCGUGAUUUGGUCACCGCUGCUUGAAAAUUUAGGCACCGUUUGGAAACAACAGCUCUACAUUGGCGAUCUGCUACCCACCUUAGCGGCGGCGGCUAACAUACCACUAGACACACAGCAAAUGAACCUUGACGGUUUGAACCUUUGGUCUGCACUCAAAUACGGCUACGAUGCGGUGGAGCGUGAGAUUGUGCACAACAUUGACGAUAUCUUCGAUUACGUCUCAUAUGGCAAAGGCAAAUGGAAGUUUAUCAAUGGCACCACCGAGAGUGGCGACUAUGAUGGCUGGCUUAGUGCGCGUCAGCCGGAGAGCGACGCAGAGGUAGAUCCACGUGCUGCCGCUUAUGAAGAGCUCAUUAAGAACACCAGCGUCUGGCAGCAGUUAUCCGAAAUAAAUGCAAAAACGGCGCUACCGGGUGCGGUCAACAUAACGAAAUUGCGUGAAGAUGCCGCAAUCAGUUGUCUGCUCACCAAUGGCACACAGGGUGUGGCAUGUGAACCGCUGUUGGGACCGUGUCUCUUCGAUAUCGAUGUGGAUCCGUGUGAGCAAAAUAAUUUAUACGAGGCGAUGAGUGAUGGCAAAGUGGUGCAAGAGUUGCUUACGCGUGUGGCGCAUUUCCGCGAGACUGCGCAUGCGCCCAAUAAUAAACCGUUAGAUCCGAAAUGUGAUCCGCGCUUGUACGAUGGCGAGUGGACGUGGUGGGAAGACAUACAAGAUGGCGUCGAUGACGAUGAUCAGAGCACUGAGGGUGGCGAUGGUGCGCCGAAUUUACGACUGAGCGGUCUUUUGUUGAGCUUUUCGUUCGGCUGUCUGUUUGUUAUUAACCUUUUCAAGUAUUCCUGUAGGUUUUAAGCAUAAAGCGAGAGUUAUGUGUAAAACAACUAAUAAUUAUAUAAAUAUGUAAAUAAAACAAUAAUUUAUGCCGUAAUUUAAACAGAA